Molecule: messenger RNA, 2373 nt
Organism: Leishmania major strain Friedlin
Lineage: Eukaryota; Euglenozoa; Kinetoplastea; Trypanosomatida; Trypanosomatidae
Exons: 1
Coding region: 1-2373 (790 amino acids)
Source: RefSeq, a predicted model, not a curated record
AUGUCGAAUCUGAACCCCAACGCGCCAUCGUUCCCGGUAUCCAACUACCAGCCGAACACGACGCACAACAAGCAAGGCUACAACAACGGCGGUGGCCCCAGCGGCGGCGGCGGCACGAUGCAGAACGAGCGUUACGGCGGAGGGAUGAUCUACGACAACAGCAACUACCACCAGGGCGGCGGUGGUGGCUACGGUCCUGGCGGUGGCAAUCCUGGCGGCGGCUACGGGCAAGGCGGUGGCUACAUGAGCAAUGGUCCACAGCAAGGGUACCCGUCGGGUCCUCGCAUGGGUCGCAACCAUCGCCAACCGAAUAUGCCACAUAGCCAGUACCAAAACCUCAAUGGCAUGGUGGGCGGCAGCGGCGGCGGUGGUGGAGGCGGUGGCAGCAUGCUCGGCAACUACUGCGGAAUGCCUGCCCCGUAUCAGCAAGUAGGCGGGAUGGACAUGAACGGUGGCUAUGACCAGCAGCCACAGCAGCCACCACAGCAGCAGAUGCCGAUGCAACCUCGGAUGCACAACAUGCCGCCUAACGCGAUGAGCAUGAGCAACAACAUGAUGGGUGGUGGCGGUCGCAUGCCGUACAACAGUAACCAACGGAACCCAAUGCCGAACAUGCAUCCGAACAUGAAUCCGCAGGCUACCAUGGGACUGGGCAGCGUCAGCGCUCAGCCGCCGCCAACCAUGGCAGCGCCAGCUCCAGUGCCGCGGCCCCUUUCCGUGCCUCCGGCAGCCGCAGCCCCGUCUUACAUCACGAAGAACACGCCCCGCGCCGUGAUGGUGGUCGGUUACAAGAAGACAGGCAAGACAAGCGUUGCGCAGGCGAUUGCGAAAAGGGAGGGAUUCGAGUACGUAUGUCUCAAGUCGUCACUGCAGCAAUCCGCCGCCCAAGCACCAGGCGGUGAGGAAGCCGAGGAAGCCGAAGAGGAGGAUAUAAGCCCGCUGGAACGACUGGCGCCACUGCGUGCGGCGCUGGAGAAGAAAUCCGCAAUGAAGGGGAUGGUCAUCGAUGAUGCCUUCUCGACCAACAAGUUCCAAGCUCACUACGUGGUGCACUACCUCGUCAAGGCGGGUCUGCAGCUCGACGCGGUUGUGGCCCUCGUGCCAGAGCUGGCGUCGCUGGUCGAGCGUGGGGUAAGCUUCGCGAAGUCGAACGCCAAGACGAUGCACCCGGAAGCGUUCGAGUUUGCCUCGAGCCUCGACCCCGAUAGGGUCAUUGUUGUGGAUGAGGACUUAAAGUUGGAAGUGCUCGCGGAGAAGGCGGCAGCUGAGGUGUCGGCGCUGCUGAAAAACAACGACGCAGCGAUCAAGCUGGAGCAGGAGUACUUCAUCCCCAGCUGCCCCAUGGUGACCGACGCGGAGCUGGUGGAGCAGAUUCUAGAGGCGGAGCGUAGCGUGGUGAAGCGUCCGCUGCCGUACACAUUCACGUACUCGGAGCCGAACUACGUGCUUGACUACGUGCAGUUUGUGCAGUCGGCUGCAAAGCUGCAGCACUACCUUGUCACACCGUGGAUCUGGGGAGAUAAGCUGUCGCUGAUUGGUUAUGAAACGAGCGUCUACGUCCACCUAACAUCCUACAAUCUUCUGUUCAAGUUGAACGACGUGCCAGCGGUGAUGCAGGAGCUCCUCAAGAAGCUCAAGAGCGAGGCGGAGGCAUCAGGGGCGGAGGAUCCAGCGUCGCAGGUGCUGUUCUGUGUCGAGGCGUCCAUGCUGGACGAUGUCAUCUACAUCUCCGACAUGAUGAUCAUCGGCAAGCAGCAUGGUUCGGAGAUGCUGCUGCACGAUCGUGUGAAGCUGUUGUCCGACUCAUUCGGCAAGCUGCCAAGCAACAGCUCGGUGCGAUUGCUGGAGCACUACCCUGUCUGCGACAUCAAGACAUGCCUAGAAGCGUACAAGGACGUCAGCCGCGGUGCGAUUUUUGUCAACCCUGACGGGAUCGAGUACGGCCGCUACGACGUGCGCAACUUUGUGUACCCGUCGGAAAUCAAGAAGACGGUGCGGCUGCGCAUUUGGGCCGGUAGCAUGACCGACGGCAUGUGGAGCUUCGACGGCUACGUGCGCGAGUACGAGGACGAGGUGUUAGCGACAAGCCGCACCACCGGCGCCAGCAACCUCCCGGUCAUGAUUAGUGACGCGAACGUUGACACACACAUGAUCAACGACGGCAACAUCGUCGAGUGUGUGAUGGAGAAGACGGCCACCAAAGGCAAGUCGCGCGAGAAGAGUGCGGUGCUGACAUUUUGCCGCCGCUGCAAGUGGGAAAUGACACCCAUCACUCAAUUUUACAUGUGGGCGUUCGCUGAUCCGCCGCAGUGGUCGACGGAGUCCUUCCUGGACGCCUGCUCCACCAUCGCGUCAGUGCGGCCGACCGUGUAG